Molecule: messenger RNA, 1245 nt
Organism: Neurospora hispaniola
Lineage: Eukaryota; Fungi; Ascomycota; Sordariomycetes; Sordariales; Sordariaceae
Exons: 2
Coding region: 1-1245 (414 amino acids)
Biological process (GO): transmembrane transport; carbohydrate transport
Cellular component (GO): membrane
Molecular function (GO): carbohydrate:proton symporter activity
Source: RefSeq, a predicted model, not a curated record
AUGCCCGGCUUUCUCAAAGUGUUUGGAUACCCCGACCCAAGCGCUCCAGGUAGCUUUGGGAUUGGCGUAAGUUUUCUCACCGCUUCAUCCCUCUGUCUGGCUCCCUCUUUGGGGACUCUUCCACUGACAAGGCAACAAGCACACCUUCCAACAACUCCUUUUCUCCUUCUUGACCCUUGGCUCUCUUCUCUCCACACAUUUCGCCGGUCCCUUCUCCCACCUCUACGGGCGUCGUCCUGCGCUCCUCUUCGCGUGUUUCCUCACUGCCUUCGGUACCGCUAUCCAAAUUGGCGCCUCUUCAGCGGCGGCUUUGUAUGUGGGUCGAAUGAUCCUCGGUAUCGAAAACGAGUUCCUCGUGACGUUUUCCAACAUUCUUGCGCGGAAGUAGCGCCGCCUCAUCUGAGAGCUGUCAUGGUUGCGCUUUUUCCGGAAUGGGUCUGCGUGGGAAGUGUGCUGGGCGCGGCGGUGACGAAUGCGACUAAGGGGUGGCUGGGAAAGGCCAGUUGGAGGGUUCCGUUGGGCAUGCUGUUUGUUGUUCCUGUGAUGUUGUCGGCCGGUGUGUGGUGGGUGGUGCCGGAGAGUCCGAGGUGGGAGGUUAGUCGAGGACGGCACCAGGAGGGAAGGAUGGCGUUGGAGCGCGUGAGGGCCGUAAGAGAGGACGACAAAGAAGGGCAGCAAAGGUUGGAGGUGGAGUGGGUGGAGAUGGUCAAAGGGAUCGAAGAGGAGAAGAGGCUGGCGAGUACGGUUGGGCCGUUGGACAUGUUCCGCGGUAGUGAUUUGCGCCGAACGCUGUUGUGUUUUGGGGUGAUUGCAACCCAGGCUGGUAGCGGCAGUUGGUUCUAUAUCAGCUACUCGACAUAUUUCAUGAUUGUGUCGGGACUGCCGGUGGACCUGUCUUUCAGGUACAACAUCAUGAAGACGUCGAUGGUGCAGGGCAUGUUCAUGUUGGGCAUGGCCAUCUCGGCGACGACGACGGAGGCGGGGACGAGGAGGGCGAGGGGUAGUCUGAUGGCGUGCAGUGCCUUGUUCUUCUUUUGCUGUCUCCCGGAGCUGAAGGGUCGGGCGCUGGAAGAGAUUGACGAGUUGUUUGAGCGAAGAGUUCCGGCGUGGAAGUUCAAGUCGGCAGAGACGUCGAUUGUCAGCGACGCCAUCGAGGAGGUUCGAAGACGGAGGGGUGAGGUCGGGGAGGACGGCGGCAAGGCAGCGACGGUCGAGAUUGUCGAGGAGCGUGAGAAGGAGGUGUGA